AUGGCCAUGACGGCAAAGAGUACCUCUUACCACAUUUCGCAUGACGGGUUCUGGUCCAACAGGUACCAGGAUGGAUUAAACGUUGUUACGACCUUCCUCAGACACGGCCUCGAAACUUCCCCGUUGCAUUCCUCAGUGGCGACCGGGGGCCCCAUUACUUUCAAGUGCUGGCAAGGCCUCUUCUUCUCUUAA
Molecule: messenger RNA, 192 nt
Organism: Penicillium verrucosum
Lineage: Eukaryota; Fungi; Ascomycota; Eurotiomycetes; Eurotiales; Aspergillaceae
Exons: 2
Coding region: 1-192 (63 amino acids)
Source: RefSeq, a predicted model, not a curated record